This is a messenger RNA of Gasterosteus aculeatus aculeatus (three-spined stickleback), 1375 nucleotides long. RefSeq names its product myo-inositol oxygenase (gene miox). The record is from RefSeq and is a predicted model, not a curated record. Gene Ontology annotation, molecular function: iron ion binding; inositol oxygenase activity. Gene Ontology annotation, cellular component: cytoplasm. Lineage: Eukaryota; Metazoa; Chordata; Actinopteri; Perciformes; Gasterosteidae. Gene Ontology annotation, biological process: inositol catabolic process.
AGACCCGACGUUAGUGUACACUAAAUGUGAGCUGACGUUGCGGGUCAAACGCACUGCAGUUUAAACCAGCAGGAUAUAUAGAGAGAGAGAGGGAGGUGGAACGAAAACGCCACAGCACUGAAUUCUCCUCAUCUUCCAGCAAUGCGUGUCAUCAACAUUGGUCCAGACCCAUCUUUGGCAUAUCGGCCAGAUUUGGAUAUAAAUAAAACUAAAGAGAAAGACGACUACAGAAACUUUGAGAGUGGAAGUCUGAUCGACCGCGUGUUCAACACAUACAAGCUUAUGCACACCAAUCAGACUUUGGACUUUGUGAAGAAAAAGCACUCCGAAUGGGCCGGCUGCAACCACAAAAGCAUGACGAUGAUGGACGCCGUCAUGUCUCUGGACCAGAUGGUGGACGAGUCCGACCCAGACGUGGACUUCCCAAACUCUUUCCACGCCUUCCAGACCGCUGAAGGCAUCCGCCAGGCACACCCAGACAACGAAUGGUUCCAGUUGGUGGGUCUGAUCCAUGAUGUUGGGAAGGCAAUGGCUCUUUGGGGAGAACAACAGUGGGCUGUAACAGGCGACACCUUCCCAGUGGGCUGCAAGAUUCAAAACUCUGUCGUGUUCCGAAACAACACCUUCCUGGAUAACCCUGAUGAGAAAAAUCCAAAAUACAACACAGAAUACGGGAUCUAUGAACCAAACUGUGGGCUCGACAAAGUCUUGAUGUCCUGGGGCCAUGACGAGUAUCUCUACAGAGUUUUGAAGUUCAACAACUGCUCCAUCCCAGAGCAGGGGCUGUACAUGAUUCGCUUCCAUUCGUUCUACCCCUGGCACACCAGCGGAGACUACAUGCACCUGUGCAACGCCAACGACCUGCGCAUGCUGCCCUGGGUCCAAGAGUUCAACAAAUUUGACUUGUACACCAAGACCACGGAGAUGCCCGAGAUCGACACGCUGAAGCUGUAUUACCAGUCUCUGAUCGACAAGUACUGUCCUGGAACACUGAAGUGGUGAAACGGACAACACUGGAUUCAACAGCGACAGCAUAUAGAAACAAAGUUGGAUUAGUCUCCUUCUGCUGGUCCUUUGUAAUAAUAGUAAUAGUCUGUGUGGUUGCAUAUACAGGACUAAUCAUCUAAGAACUUAUUUAAAUUAUAGAUAGAACUUGUGAUUGUAAUAAUAGUCUGUAUGGUUGUAUAUACAUAUGACUAAUCUACAAAAUAACUUAACAUGACAGAUAUAACUUGUGAUUGAUCGUUAAACUACUCAAGCUAAUAGAAUUAGAUAACUUUAAAUUGUUACAUAUUUCAAAGAAAAUUCAGAAAUGCGUUUCUAUUUUAUUGUACUUUAUUGUGAUAAAAAAAAAAAAGUAAAAAUAUUACAUCGA